Messenger RNA from Hydatigera taeniaeformis, 468 nucleotides. The record is from the annotation of a GenBank genome assembly. NCBI's taxonomy places the organism in Eukaryota, Metazoa, Platyhelminthes, Cestoda, Cyclophyllidea, Taeniidae.
AUGAUCCACUCUAGAGUUGAGGUGAGCAUCGAAUACGGUCUCACCCGAGUUCACUGCAUCCAGAAUGUUCAACGCGUUUUGGAGUUCCUUCAAUUUCGGAAGGUUCGGAUCGUGAACAUCCGUCCGGAUGAGAUAGUUGAUGGCAAUCCGAAGCUGACCCUGGGUCUUAUAUGGAUAAUCAUCCUUCAUUUCCACCUGUCAGAUCUUCUCCAUUUGCCAUCUGGAGUGGUGAUCGGCACAGAGAAUGCCCUACCACCAGACUUAACAAUUCCAGAAGGUCGACUGCUCCUCGAUAACGGGAGCGGCUCUCUGCAAAGUUUGGCUCUGUUGGAUGAAACUGCGGGUCGAAAUCUCCUCGCGUGGUGUAGAGCCGUGACUACAGGCUACCGUGGUGUAGAUAUAAACGACUUUUCUUCUUCCUGGAGUGAUGGACGCGCCUUUCUUGCCAUCAUCCACCGCUACAAGUGA